Molecule: messenger RNA, 4500 nt
Organism: Pecten maximus
Lineage: Eukaryota; Metazoa; Mollusca; Bivalvia; Pectinida; Pectinidae
Product: proteoglycan 4-like
Exons: 4
Coding region: 1-4500 (1499 amino acids)
Source: RefSeq, a predicted model, not a curated record
AUGAGGGAAAAUAACCAACACCACAACACCAGCAAUACACCAAAUGGCACAGUUUAUACCAACAAUACACCUUCUGACCUAGCUGAUACCAACAAUACACCUUCUCACACUGGAGACCCAAGCAAUGCACUUUUCGACCAAGCUGAUACCAGCAAUUCACCAUCUGACCAAGCUGAUAUCGAAAAUCCACCUUUUGACCGAGCUGAUGCCAGUAAUGCACCUUCUGACCGAGAUGAUGCCGCCAAGGUACCUUCUGACAAGGCUGAUACCAGCAAUGCACCUUCUGACCUAGCUGAUACCAGCAUUUCACCUUCUGACCAAGCUGUUACCAACAUUGUACCUUCUGACCCAGCUUACACCAACAGCAUACCUUCUGACCAAGCUGAUACCAGUAAUGCACUUUCUGACCCAGUUGAUACAAGCAAUUCAACUUCUGACCAAGCUGAUAUCGAAAAUCCACCUUCUGACCAAGCUGAUAUCGAAAAUUCACCUUCUGACCAAGUUGAUGCCAGCAAUGCACCUUCUGACCAAGCUGAUGCCAGCAAUGCACCUUCUGACAAAGCUUACACCAACAGCAUACAUUCUGACCAAGCUGAUAUCAAAAAUCCACCUUCUGACCAAGCUGAUACCAGCAAUGCACCUUCUGACCAAGCUGAUACCAGCAAUACAUUUUCUUACCCAGCUGAUACCAACAAUACACCUUCUGAUCCAGCUGAUGCCAACAAUACACCUUCUGGCCCAGGUGAUACCAGCAAUGCACCUUCUGACCCAGUUAAUGCCAGUAAUGCACCUUCUGGCCCAGUUGAUGCCAGCAAUACAUCUUCUGACGACGCUGAUGCCAGUAAUGCACCUUCUGACCAAGCUGAUCCCUACAACGCACCUUUUGGCCUAACUUACAACAACAAUACUUACAAUGACCCAGCAGGUGAUACACACAAUACAUCCUCUGACACUGUUGAUACCAACAACGCUCCUUGCCACCCAGCUGUUUCCAGCAAUGCACCUUCUGACCCAGCUGAUCUCAGCAAUACACCAUCUGACCCAGCUGAUCCCAGCAAUGCACCUUCUGACCUAGCUGAUACCAGCAUUUCACCUUCUGACCCAGCUGAUCUCAACAAUACACCAUCUGACCCAGCUGAUCCCAGCAAUGCACCUUCUGACCUAGCUGAAACCAGCAUUUCACCUUCUGACCAAGCUGUUACCAACAUUGUACCUUCUGACCCAGCUUACACCAACAGCAUACCUUCUGACCAAGCUGAUACUAGUAAUGCACUUUCUGACCCAGUUGAUACAAGCAAUUCAACUUCUGACCUAGCUGAUAUCGAAAAUCCACCUUCUGACCAAGCUGAUAUCGAAAAUUCACCUUCUGACCAAGUUGAUGCCAGCAAUGCACCUUCUGACCAAGCUGAUGCCAGCAAUGCACCUUCUGACCAAGCUUACACCAACAGCAUACCUUCUGACCAAGCUGAUAUCAAACAUCCACCUUCUGACCAAGCUGAUACCAGCAAUGCACCUUCUGACCAAGCUGAUACCAGCAAUACAUUUUCUUACCCAGCUGAUGCCAGCAAUACACCUUCUGAUCCAGCUGAUGCCAACAAUACACCUUCUGGCCCAGGUGAUACCAGCGAUGCACCUUCUGAUCCAGUUAAUGCCAGUAAUGCACCUUCUGACCAAGUUGAUGCCAGCAAUACAUCUUCUGACGACGCUGAUGCCAGUAAUGCACCUUCUGACCAAGCUGAUCCCUACAACGCACCUUUUGACCUAACUUACAACAACAAUACUUACAAUGACCCUGCAGGUGAUACACACAAUACAUCCUCUGACACUGUUGAUACCAACAACGCUCCUUGCCACCCAGCUGUUUCCAGCAAUGCACCUUCUGACCCAGCUGAUCUCAACAAUACACCAUCUGACCAAGCUGAUCCCAGCAAUGCACCUUCUGACCUAGCUGAUACCAGCAUUUCACCUUCUGACCCAGCUGAUCUCAACAAUACACCAUCUGACCUAGCUGAUCCCAGCAAUGCACCUUCUGACCUAGCUGAUACCAGCAUUUCACCUUCUGACCAAGCUGUUACCAACAUUGUACCUUCUGACCCAGCUUACACCAACAGCAUACCUUCUGACCAAGCUGAUACUAUUGAUGCCAGCAAUGCACCUUCUGACCAAGCUGAUGCCAGCAAUGCACCUUCUGACCAAGCUUACACCAACAGCAUACCUUCUGACCAAGCUGAUAUCAAACAUCCACCUUCUGACCAAGCUGAUAUCAAACAUCCACCUUCUGACCAAGCUGAUACCAGCAAUGCACCUUCUGACCAAGCUGAUACCAGCAAUACAUUUUCUUACCCAGCUGAUGCCAGCAAUACACCUUCUGAUCCAGCUGAUGCCAACAAUACACCUUCUGAUCCAGCUGAUGCCAACAAUACACCUUCUGGCCCAGGUGAUACCAGCGAUGCACCUUCUGAUCCAGUUAAUGCCAGUAAUGCACCUUCUGACCAAGUUGAUGCCAGCAAUACAUCUUCUGUCGACGCUGAUGCCAGUAAUGCACCUUCUGACCAAGCUGAUCCCUACAACGCACCUUUUGACCUAACUUACAACAAUAAUACUUACAAUGACCCAGCAGGUGAUACACACAAUACAUCCUCUGACACUGUUGGUACCAACAACGCUCCUUGCCACCCAGCUGUUUCCAGCAAUGCACCUUCUGACCCAGCUGAUCUCAACAAUACACCAUCUGACCCAGCUGAUCCCAGCAAUGCACCUUCUGACCUAGCUGAUACCAGCAUUUCACCUUCUGACCCAGCUGAUCUCAACAAUACACCAUCUGACCCAGCUGAUCCCAGCAAUGCACCUUCUGACUUAGCUGAUACCAGCAUUUCACCUUCUGACCAAGCUGUUACCAACAUUGUACCUUCUGACCCAGCUUACACCAACAGCAUACCUUCUGACCAAGCUGAUACCAGUAAUGCACUUUCUGACCCAGUUGAUACAAGCAAUUCAACUUCUGACCAAGCUGAUAUCGAAAAUCCACCUUCUGACCAAGCUGAUAUCGAAAAUUCACCUUCUGACCCAGCUGAUCCCAACAAUACACCUUCUGACCCAGCAUAUACCACCAAUACACCUUCUAGCCAAGCUGAUACCAACAAUACACCUUCUGGCAACGCUGAUCCCAAAAAUACACCUUCUGACCCAGCUUACACCAACAGUACACCCUCUGGCCACGCUGAUACCAACAAUACACAUUCUGACAAAACACAUGAACAAGGGGAGGACAACCGGUCUGAUGACACCGAUACACAUUGGAAGAGUCACCAAUCUGACUCGAUCGACGAUGAGGCUAGUGACCCUGACACACUAGGUGGGAAUCGCAAGGACAAUAUACCUGACGAAGAUAAACAUCAUGCCUUGGCCAUUCGCAAAAAUGAAAGUGGACAACUUGCACCGCCAGCUAUGAUUAAUCUACAUCAGCUGAUCCAGCAGACAUCAUCUGAUGUCCAAAUGGAUAUAACUAUUAAUAAGACUACUGUGGUCGGAAACGAUACCACCAUAAUUCAAAAUAAUGGUGAAGAAAUAUCCGACAUUCGAAAUGCAAUAGAAGAGUCAGAUAAUAAGAGAAGCGAUGAACAUACAGAACAGGCAGACCAUAUCACACAGACGAUGCAAAAUUCAGAGGACAGGAUGACCAGUGUAAUAAAAAACAAAUCAGCACAAAUCAUAUCCAAUACAGACAAAAAUACUGACAAAUUGAGGACGGAACUAGGAGGGGAAAUAAACAAAUCCGUUAGGACGAUUGCCGAAGAUAUUGACAAAAAAGGGGCAAAAAUUGAAGCCAAAAACAAGCGAGAAACAAAAAAAAUAGAUGAUAAAUAUGGGAAUGAAUUUAGAAAUAUCAAACGAGAUAUGGAGGAAAGCAAGAAGUAUAAUCAGGAUAAAACCGCAGAAAAAGAGGAAGAAGUUAAAGAUGUUUUGCAUGAAGCUUCCGAAAAAAGUUCAAAGGAAGUUUCGAAAUUAGAAAGGGAGAUUAAAAUUCUUCAAAGGGAAGUGUCAACUAUACGUAAGACCCUGGAUCAACCGUCAGUGAGUACAGAAGACUUGCCGCAAAUGAAAAAAGAUAUGAAUCAUCUCCUGGAUGACAUACAUGCUUCAAAAAAGGAAACGACAGAGAGUUUUGUUUGCCUUCAGAGAUCUGUAGAUUCCCUUACACACAAUCACGUUAGCGCGUCAGGAGAAGCACAGGCAUUUCAAAAAACUGUACUUGCCGAAUUGGCUGAAUUGAAAAAGAGCAUCGACCUUUCAAACAAAACUUAUCAAAGAACUUGUGAUAAACUAGGUCAACUAGAUCAACAAGUACGUCAACUAGAAACGAAAGUCGACAACAUGGAUGAGGAGGAAGGAGAUAUUGCGUUUAAAUCAAACAUCGUUGACAGGGAGGGGAACACAGUUGCCAUAUGGAUGAGACCAGUAAGGUGGUGUAAAAAAAGAGCUCUAAGGAUGCUUCCUUAA